UCAAGCUGGCCGACAUCGACAUACGCAUACGGACAAAAAUAAAAGCCAAAACACAUAUUAUUCAAAGUUGAAUGUUAUAUAUUUUUUUAUAUAAAAUUUAAAAAAACAAAACACAUUAGCGAGUCUAUGACACACGCUUGCAAAUACCAACGUGGUGCAUUCGUAUAACUUGACCUCCAGCUGCAAUUUCAAGUGGACAACAACAAUGGCUGGCUCGGCGCUGCGUCGCCUGAUGGCGGAAUACAAACAGCUGACGAUGGAUCCACCCGAGGGGAUUGCAGCUGGACCGAUCAGUGAGGACAAUUUCUUUGAAUGGGAGGCGCUAAUUGCUGGACCCGAAGGCACUUGCUUUGAGGGCGGCGUUUUUCCAGCUCGACUGGUUUUUCCACCCGAUUAUCCACUAAGUCCACCAAAAAUGAAAUUCACUUGUGAUAUGUUUCAUCCAAACAUUUUUGCCGAUGGCCGUGUUUGCAUAUCGAUAUUACAUGCACCCGGCGAUGAUCCCAUGGGAUACGAACUAUCGGCCGAACGUUGGAGUCCCGUGCAGAGCGUUGAGAAGAUCCUGUUGAGUGUGGUCAGCAUGUUAGCCGAACCCAAUGAUGAGAGUGGUGCCAAUGUGGAUGCAGCGAUUAUGUGGCGGGAGCGGAGAGAGGAAUUUAAUAGGAUCGCACAGAGAUUGGUCCGUAAAACUCUCGGAUUGCCAACACAAAAACUCGACUGAAGUGCCCUCCCCCUCACCCCCCCGAACCACAGCAAUACCUUCGUUUAUACAGAUAGCAACAACAACAACAACAAUAGCAAAACCACAAAAGCUAACAAUAUAAUAUUAACAAUUCAAGAAAACGAAUCAAAAUCAAAGGAAACGCAUAAAAACCCAAAUCGCCGCCUCUGUUUGUAUGUGUGUGUGUGUGGCGUGUGUGUGUGGGCAAGUAUGUGAGUGUGUGUGUGAACGUGUGUUUGUGUGUGGAUUGUGUGUGCAUUCAAAAUUGUAACAGAAAUUCGAAAUGAUCAAAAUAAUUCCAAAUAAUUGUAAAAUUAAUAGAUUUGGAAUCCCCGUAAAUUUGUAAAAUGUUGUAACACAUUUUUCGUUGGGUUACAAACAGAAUAAUUAAAAUUGCAAUUAGUUAUUAUGUUUCAAUUUGAUUUAAGCCCAAAACAAAAGAAUAAUGAAUGACACAUUGAGUUGCUGCUUGUGCCUAGCAAUAAACUAUAAGUUCAACAGCCAAGCGAGUUAUCAGUGCAA
Messenger RNA from Drosophila innubila, 1243 nucleotides. RefSeq names its product ubiquitin-conjugating enzyme E2 G2 (gene Ubc7). The transcript is spliced from 4 exons. Gene Ontology annotation, cellular component: endoplasmic reticulum; cytosol. NCBI's taxonomy places the organism in Eukaryota, Metazoa, Arthropoda, Insecta, Diptera, Drosophilidae. Bases 206 to 721 code for a protein of 171 amino acids. The record is from RefSeq and is a predicted model, not a curated record.